GGCAAGCAGUGCGACUGGACUUCAAUCAUGCGCACAGCUCUGCACUCUGCGCUCUCUGACAUUGUAGUGGCGUGUUGCCUAAUAGAAACGUGAACCACGAACUUUUGCCCUCUCUUGUGUGAUGAGAAACAAAAAAAGAACCACAAAGAAGUGACCAUGUUUUCGCAAAAUCCGAUAAGUAGCCUUGCUAAAUAUGUUUCGAAGCCGUCGGCCGUGGGACAGGUUGAGGUUUGUAUGGUUGAAUGUCAGUCUUCUUGCGCUGUUAGGACCGUUGUCCCAGACGGAGAAACCGUAGACCAUGGGAGCGUAGCAAAUCAGGCUGAUCUGAAGGAGAAGGUAUGUCCCUGUGAGGCCUGGUGUCUCCAGAAGACGGCAUAUGAGAACCUGGCCUACGAGCCUGGGAGUCAGACUGAGCUCUACCCCCAACCCCGGGCCCUCUCCCGGGCUGUUUUCCAGCUCUCUGGCCUCACCCCCAAGUCCUCCAUCCAGGCCAUCGAGAGCCCCAUCGCUAGCCUGAAGGGAGUGGUGUCUGUCGACUUCUCCGCGGCCAGUGGCCUGGCUCAGGUGGACUAUAACGCAUCAUCUAUCUCUACCAGGGAGUUAUCUCUGGAGAUCCAGGCCAUGGGCUACGGCAUUGUGGACGUGGCUGGGGAAGAGGUGACUAAGAUCGGGGAGACAGAGGCCACAGAGUUUCUGACGAGGAUAAGGGUGGAGGGUAUGACAUGCCAGUCCUGUGUGCACUCCAUCGAGGGACGGAUAGGGACCCUGCCAGGGGUUCUGCACAUCAAGGUGUCUCUGAGCGAGCAAGAGGCAGUAGUACGAUUUCAGCCCCACACAGUGACAUCUGUGGAGCUAAAGGAACAGAUUGAGAAUAUGGGAUUUGGCGCAACUCUUACAAACAAAGACACAAGUAUCGAUUGUGGGCAAGGGGAGACACCUGCGUCAUCCUCCAUCUUGGAUUCACUGACUCAGACGUCAGUCAUUGGGAUUGUAGGGAUGACCUGUAAUUCAUGUGUCCGGUCCAUAGAGGGGAAGAUCUCUGAGAUGACUGGGGUGUGUUCUAUAGUGGUGUCGUUAAAUGAGGAAAAGGGAACCGUCACCUUUGAUUCCAAUCUGACUCAGCCAGAGGAACUAAGGGCAGCCAUUGAAGGCAUGGGAUUUGAUGCUUCACUCAUAGAAUCUGGUUCUGCAGAAACUCUACCAACUCCUCCACUUCAAAGACCAAAGACCCCCCUUUCCCCCUACUCCCCCAAAAUGGCUCACAGUAGCUCUGACCUUACCAAGACUUCCAUUAACGGUAGCUCUGGCUCUACCAAGAUGGCCACUGCCGGUGAGGAGGGGAAGGUUCAGAAGUGCUUCAUCCGUGUGACAGGCAUGACCUGUGCCUCCUGUGUGGCCAACAUUGAGAGGAACUUACUCAAACACAGAGGUGUCAUCUCAGUGCUGGUUGCCCUCAUGGCUGGUAAGGCGGAGGUGAAGUAUGACCCUGGUUUUGUUGAUGCCAAGCGGAUAACACAGCUCAUAGAGUGCCUAGGCUUCGGUGCCACGCUGAUAGAGGACAACGCUGUUAUGGACGGGAAACUGGACCUCUCUGUAACUGGGAUGACGUGUGCGUCGUGUGUCCAUAACAUUGAGUCCAAACUCACCAGGACCAAAGGGAUUCUAGAAGCCUCAGUUGCACUGGCAACCAACAAAGCCCAGAUCAAGUUUGACCCAGAAGUGCUUGGAGCUCGUGACAUCAUCAGAAUGAUUGAGGGGCUAGGCUUUGGGGCGUCUCUAAUGAAAGCUGAAGGCUUUGGGAACAACCUGGAUCAUGGGGAGGAGAUUCAACAGUGGAAGAACUCAUUCCUGUUCAGUCUGGUGUUUGGGGUGCCAGUGAUGGGUUUGAUGAUCUACAUGAUGGUGAUGGACAGUCAGCACGGGGAACACGGUGGCUCUAUGCCCGAGGAGCAGAACCUUCUCCCAGGCCUCUCCCUCCUCAACCUGGCCUUCUUCCUCCUCUGUACACCUGUCCAGAUCUUUGGGGGUCGUUAUUUCUACAUGCAGGCGUACCGCUCGUUGAGACACCGCACGGCUAACAUGGACGUCCUCAUCGUCUUGGCAACUUCCAUCGCCUACGUCUACUCAGUUGUGGUCCUCGUCGUGGCGAUGGCAGAGAGAGCCAAUCAGAGCCCUGUCACCUUCUUUGACACCCCGCCCAUGCUCUUCGUCUUCAUCGCCCUGGGCCGGUGGCUGGAGCACAUAGCAAAGAGCAAGACAUCUGAGGCACUGGCCAAGCUGAUGUCACUGCAGGCUACGGAUGCCACUGUGGUCACGUUAGGUCCUGACCACUCCAUCCUCAGUGAGGAGCAGGUGUCGGUGGAGCUGGUCCAGAGAGGGGACAUAGUGAAGGUGGUGCCUGGGGGAAAGUUCCCUGUGGACGGGAAGGUGAUCGAGGGAAGCUCCAUGGCAGAUGAGUCCCUCAUUACAGGUGAGCCCAUGCCUGUGAGUAAGAAGCCUGGCAGUUCAGUGAUAGCUGGCUCCAUCAACGCCCACGGAUCUCUUCUGGUGCAGGCCACCCACGUAGGAGCAGACACUACCCUCUGUCAGAUAGUCAAACUAGUGGAGGAGGCACAGACAUCCAAGGCCCCCAUCCAGCAGUUUGCAGACAGACUGAGUGGCUACUUUGUCCCAUUCAUAGUCACUGUCUCAGUGCUAACACUGCUGGUCUGGCUGGUGAUCGGCUUUGUCAACUUCCACGUUGUGAAGGAGUACUUUCCUGGUUACGAUGAGAACAUCCCCAAGACAGACGUUAUUGUCCGCUUCGCCUUCCAGGCCUCCAUCACAGUCCUGUCCAUCGCCUGCCCCUGCUCUCUGGGCCUGGCGACCCCGACAGCUGUCAUGGUGGGCACGGGGGUCGGAGCCCAGAACGGCAUCCUCAUCAAGGGAGGGGAACCGCUGGAGAUGGCCCACAAGAUCGGUGCGGUGAUGUUUGAUAAGACGGGCACCAUCACUAACGGUGUCCCGCGGGUGACGAGGGUGUUGGUGCUGUGGGAGAGGGCACGGCUGCCCCUGCGUAAGGUCCUGGCACUGGUUGGCACAGCGGAGGCCAGCAGCGAACACCCACUGGGGAUUGCUGUGGCCAAGCACUGCAAAGAGGAGCUGGAGACAGAUGUGCUGGGUUCCUGUAAGGACUUCCAGUCGGUGCCAGGCUGUGGGAUCAGCUGUAAGGUGUCUAACAUUGAGGAGGUACUGCUGGAGGUUGACCGGGGCUCCUGUCAUACCCAGCAGGUCACACUGCAGGGGGCCACGACUGACGAGAGCAGCCUGGUCGGUGACACCGUGUCAGUGUCAGGUGCCUCUGCUAGCCCCUCCUAUUCGGUCCUGAUCGGGAACAGAGAGUGGAUAAGGCGGAACGGGCUUCAUGUAGGAGCUGACGUGGACGACGCCAUGUCCAGCCACGAGACCAAGGGGCAGACAGCCAUCCUCGUAGCUAUAGAUGGUGUACUGUGUGCCAUGCUGGCCAUAGCAGACACAGUGAAGCCAGAGUCUGCCCUGGCUGUCCAUACGUUACUCAGCAUGGGGAUAGAGGUGGUCAUGAUCACUGGGGACAACAGACGUACUGCUAAGGCUAUAGCCACACAGGUGGGCAUCAGGAAGGUGUUUGCGGAGGUACUGCCGUCCCACAAGGUGGCCAAGGUGCAGGAGCUGCAGGAGAGGGGUCUGAGGGUGGCCAUGGUGGGCGACGGGGUCAAUGACUCGCCCGCCCUCGCCCGCGCCGACGUUGGCAUCGCCAUAGGGACGGGCACCGACGUGGCCAUAGAGGCAGCUGACGUGGUGCUGAUCAGGAAUGAUCUGUUAGACGUGGUGGCCUGUAUUGAGCUGUCCAAGAAGACUGUUCAGAGGAUACGCAUCAACUUUGUCUUCGCUCUCAUCUAUAACCUGGUAGGGAUUCCCAUCGCCGCAGGUGUGUUUCUUCCCGCUGGUCUGGUCCUACAGCCAUGGAUGGGUUCAGCAGCUAUGGCUGCUUCCUCUGUGUCUGUGGUCGUCUCUUCCCUCCUGCUAAAACUGUAUAAGAAAACGUCAAUUGAGACGUUUGAGUUCCGGGCCCAGGGGAACAUGAAGAGCCUGAGCCCCAGCCAGGUGAGCACCCACGUGGGUCUGGAUGACCGGCGACGAACCCCUCCCUCCCUCCGCGGGGCCUGGGAGCGCCUGAGCCAGGGCAGCCGCCUCUCCGUGCCCAUCUCCCUCUCCAGCCAGCCGGCCAGCCGAGGUCCAUCCACCCACUCUCUCCAGGACCAGGACCGCUGCUCCCUGCUGGACCACGAGAAGGAAGUGGGCCUCAUAGUGUAGCAAGGUGCCAGGGAGAGGAGGUUAUGUCGAAAGGGAAACUACCUGUCCUAUGGAAAUCGUCUGAUGGAAAGGUCCAAGGGAAACUGUCCACAUUCCUUAGUCGUAUCCUAUUCAUUAUUAAUUAUUAUGAGGAAAUGUUAUUAGUUUUCAACUUUUGGAGGGUGAUUGUCAUGUGUGGUGUGCCUACCUGUUGUCUGUUAUGAGUGUGUUCUAAUGAUACAUUUGUCUCUCCUUUGUCCCUGUAGUCCUUACUGUACAAUUACCAAAUAUAUUUCAGUAAAAUCCA
Molecule: messenger RNA, 4618 nt
Organism: Coregonus clupeaformis (lake whitefish)
Lineage: Eukaryota; Metazoa; Chordata; Actinopteri; Salmoniformes; Salmonidae
Product: copper-transporting ATPase 2
Exons: 21
Coding region: 157-4332 (1391 amino acids)
Biological process (GO): copper ion homeostasis; monoatomic cation transport
Cellular component (GO): perinuclear region of cytoplasm; trans-Golgi network; membrane
Molecular function (GO): P-type divalent copper transporter activity; ATP binding; copper ion binding
Source: RefSeq, a predicted model, not a curated record